Molecule: messenger RNA, 303 nt
Organism: Paramecium octaurelia
Lineage: Eukaryota; Ciliophora; Oligohymenophorea; Peniculida; Parameciidae
Source: the annotation of a GenBank genome assembly
GAUGAGCAAACAAUUGCUCUUGUAGCAAAGCAGGUGCCAUGGAAUGAUAAAUUUAUUGUUGUGGUAUCAGCAACAAUUAAAGCAUAAAAGCUGCUGCAUUUAAAUGUAUAUAUCCUGUUUUAUCUGCAUAUGUUUAAUAGGUAAGAAAUGUUGAGAAUUGUGUAGAACUUGAUAUUUACCACCCUCAUUACAAUAAUGAUAAGGAGAUGAACAUGAUGGAUAGUAUUAAGCAGGAGCAAUAUACUAGAAUUAGGUUAAAAAAAUCAUACAGAAGCUUACUAUUCCUUAGAGAUUGAGUGCAUA